Bradysia coprophila is the source of this 3166-nucleotide messenger RNA. RefSeq lists its product as uncharacterized. Gene Ontology annotation, molecular function: sequence-specific DNA binding. The record is from RefSeq and is a predicted model, not a curated record. Lineage: Eukaryota; Metazoa; Arthropoda; Insecta; Diptera; Sciaridae.
CUUUCCAUGCAUGUGUUUGAUGUCGUAUGAACGAAGAUUCACGAAUACCUUCGAUAAGUUUGAUAGCGCGCGAGAAUUAUUCUUCUCACACUACAAAACUUUUCCUGCACGCUAUCGCACCACUUAUCUUGUGUAAAGAUUCAAUUUUUUAUAUAUAAAAAUCUUGCAGAGACCAGAAUUCAAAAACAAUACGCAGGGAUGCAUGUGCCUCACUAUUGUAACUUUUAGCAACUAAUUUUGAAGGCGACGAUAGUGGGGUACUUUUUCAGCCAUUUUCCGACUUUUCUCACUUUUUCGCCGUUUCCUAUUAAAACGAUAUAGAACUUCUACGUAAAAAAUCUGCCCGCGGCGCUACUACUUUCAGCAUAUUUAGUGUUCCUACUAUUCUGAUGAGGAAAAUUCAUCUGGGACCACAACCGUCUCUGAAUUUUCCGUUUUCGAUUCUAGAUUAUCACUUGUUGACUUUUGUCUUUCCAAUCGUAAUUUCUAGCCUUUUAAAAUAUUUCAAUGUCCUGACCUCUAUUCGACAGAUAAUGGUAAUCUUGGUUACAACGGCAAUAUUUAGUUUUUCCUUAAAGAACCUAUUCCAUAUUUUCACACAUUCAAUGGAAUCCACUGUUUAUACCAACGCACUGCUCCUAGCAUGAACACUACUUUGACCGAGGAUUUGUCAGUCCAUUGUUUUAUUUUGUGCUACUUCGACACACACACACGCAUAUAUAAAACGCGGAGCUAACUUCAUCGCGUACAACUGACGGUUUCAUUUGUUUUUAAUUGAAAAUUUUUAAACAGCACCACGGCUAACGACGCGAAAACGUUUUUUCAUAAUUAUUUGUGAAAACUUCUGAAAAAAUUAUCGAAAUGGUGCUACAGUGCUGCGUAAAAGGUUGCGAAACUGUUGGAAACAAUAAUUUUCAUAGUUUUCCAACAAAUAAGUUGAGGGCCGAAAAAUGGAUUGCUGCAACGAAAGCUUUCCAUUUGGUUGAACGGUUGAAUGCCAACAAAUUGGCGAAUUCGUAUUACAAAGUUUGCAGAAAGCAUUUCGACGGGUCAGACUUGACCAAGAACGGAAAAGGACAGAUUGUGGUGAAACCAGAUUGCUUGCCGAGUCUGUUCCUGCCCAAUGAAACUGUCGUUCCACCAGCUUCAGCGAUAGCAUAUGGUUCACAACAUCAGCGUUCACUGGCAACGAACAAAUUGACGAAACCGGACGAACAGGUUGAUGAUACCGACAAAGCCGUAAAUGUGGUCAAAUUGAUAUCCGAGGAGGAGCUAAGAAAUCAUCAGAAGACUGCUCGUCAGACCGCCAACUGCUCCAAAGUUACAGAAGUCACGGUUUGUGUGUACGUUUGGUGUCGGUGCGGUCAUACUAUGUUUCGUUUCGUUUCCAACGAUCAACAGGUGAAUGAGAUCGACAGCGACGUACAUGUGGUUGAUGGGAUAUCCGGAAAUCACCCCGUAAAUCAAGAGAACAGUGCUCGACAGACCGACAACUGCUCCAAAGUUACAGAAGUCACGGUUUGUGUGUCCGUUUGGUGUCGGUGCAGUCUUGUUAUGUUUCGUUUUGUUUCCAACGAUCAACAGGUGAAUGAGAUUGAGGUGAUAUCCGUAAAGCACCCAGUAAAUCAACAGAAAAGUGCUCGUCAAACUGCCAAUCGCUCCAAAUCAAGCCCUAAAGCCUCGAUAACAAUGAACGUAUCACGGUCGAGUAAGUUAAGUUAUUACAAACGUCGUGCUAAGGAACUGCAGCAGAGAGUAAAAGAAAACAAGAUCAACGACUCCACAGUUUUGAACUAUUUAAAGACGAAGUUCAAUGAACAACUGCUGGAGUUCGUUGACAUGCAAUUGAAGAACUGUGGACGCUCGAAACACGGUCGACGUUACACACCCAAGCAGAAAAGUCUGUGCUUAGCGAUGUAUAAGCAGGGGCCAAAAGCAUAUCGCUUCAAUGAAAAAUGGUCCUGUCUGCCGACCAGACGAACAUUGGGCCGCUACAGCGCACAAUUGAUUUUCAAAUCCGGAGUCGACGAGAAAAUUCUUGCUGCAGUGAAAAACAUCGUCACAAACUGGCCUGCAAGCGACAAGUACUGCACAUUCGGUUGGGACGAAGUGUCUCUGAACGAACACUUAGAUUACUGUCAGUCGAUGGACAAAAUCGAGGGUUUCGUAGAAAUGUGCAAGCCAAAAGUGCCCAUUUUUGCGACACAUGCAUUGACCUUUAUGGUGCGUGGAAUUGCGGUACCCUACAAACAGUCCGUCGGAUACUUUUAUACGAAUGGUGUGAAGUCCUUUGAAUUGGUCGAAUUGGUUAAGUUAAUGAUAGAACGAGUAUCCACAACAGGACUGAAGCCGAUUCUCUCUGUGUGUGACACAUGCAAUGUAAACGCGAACACAGUGAAUGAAUUGGUUUAUCCUCGUGCGAACCAAACGCAACAAACUGGCCAAUUACUGCAGUACAAAGUAAACGGACAUAGGAUAAUACACACAUACGAUCCAUCACACCUCAUAAAGGUGAUUCGAAAUAAUUUCGAAGUGAAAAAUGUCGCACAUUUUAUUUCUGAACGAUGGCAACCUGGCUGCGCAGAUUAUGCUGGUUCAAUUCAAAUCGCGGCGUGGGAUGAUAUAAACCAAUUGUACCGUAUGGAUAUACGUGCUGUACGGAGCGUGUUACCUAAGCUAACAGAUGAACACUUGAAGCCCAACAAAUUGAAAAUGAAGGUGUCUGUUGCGACUCAAGUGUUCAGCAACACGUGCGGAACCGUGAUGCUAGAAUGUGUGGAUAAUGGAAAGGUGCCGGAAGAUUUCGCCACUACUGCACGUUUCAUUUUGUUCGUGAAUGACUUAUUUGACAGCAUUAAUGGUUGUGAUAAGUACCCUGUUGAUUCCCUCAAGAGUGCCGUAACGCCAAUGUCGAUACACUCAGAGUUCUGGGAAUAUGCGCUGGUCAUGCUGGAGAAUAUGUUUUUUGUCGACAAAGGCACCGGCGAAAGGAACAAUCGUUCUUCCGUACUGAAGAAGUUCGAGUCUACUAUUAGAGGCUAUCAGGACGUCGCGAGGACAUGUUUUCAGGCUGGCAUUCCGAAACUCGAAAUAAGGUAUCACGUCAACUUAAUUAAACGAAUUGAUAUGCUCUGAUAUUUGCUUGAGCCUCGGCUUGAGCAACAAG